AGUAAUGUCGAGAUGGUAGAUUGAUUCAUUUGCUUAUUAAUUGCCCCUCGUCUCUUUCUCCCUCCUUCUCAAUGCACAAACCAAGCAAAGCAAUGGCAACAUCAUCUUCACUACUUCCAUUCUUCUUCUUCUUUUUUAUUCUCUCCAUCUCUUCCCUCACUAUUCCCACUCUAUCUUCCUCAGCCGACUCUUUCGUCUUCGGUGGCUGCACUCAACAGAAGUAUGCUCCGGAUUCACCUUACGAGUCAAACCUCAACACCCUUCUCACCUCUCUUGUCAACUCAGCUGCUUAUUCCUCCUACAACAACUACACCAUCACCGGCUCCAGCCCAGAAGACGUCGUUUACGGCCUUUACCAGUGCCGCGGCGACCUCUCCAUCCCCGACUGCGCCACCUGUGUCUCCAGCGCGGUCAGCCACGUGGGUUCCCUCUGCUCCGCCACGUGCGGUGGCGCGGUGCAGCUGCAGGGGUGUUAUAUCAAGUAUGACAACGAGACGUUUUUGGGCGUGGAGGAUAAGACUCUGGUGCUGAAAAAAUGUGGGCCGUCGGCAGCGUCGGAGAUAAUGGGGCGGACAGAUGAGGUGAUGGCGGGGUUGACGAGUGGUGGCGGGUCGUUUAGGGUGGGCCAGUCGGGGGAGGUUCAGGGGUCGGCCCAGUGUGUGGGGGAUUUGAACGUCGGGGAAUGCCAAGACUGCCUGUCAGAGGCGAUCGGACAGCUGAAGAGUAUUUGUGGAACGGCGACAUAUGGAGACAUGUACUUGGGGAAGUGCUAUGCUCGGUACUACAUCGGCCAAGUAGAGUCAGGAGAUCACUAUUAUUCCCAGGACCAUAAUGGGGAUCAUAAGAAUAGCAGUGAAGGUGAGAAGACAUUUGCCGUAAUCAUCGGAUUGUUUGCCGGAGUUGCUCUAGUGAUCAUCUUUUUCGCCUUUUUAAGGAAAGUGUUUGAGGGAAAUGGGAAAUGAAAUAUUCCAACUUUUUCAAAACACAACGGUAUGGAUCUCGAACUGCCUUCUGAAAUUAUUUGCUUUUUCUUCCCCACCUUUUCUCUUCAUGAUAUUGACUUUCUCCUCUCCUUACCCUUUUCUCUGUAAUGGGUAUUCUAUGCCGUUAUAUUACUCUCCAAAUUAAGGAGAGAUAAAAAGUGGUGGUAGUUAGUGGUUUGGUAUUUGGUGGAGCAUGUACCCAAUUCACAGAAUUUAAAAGAGGGGAGAAUGAGGACUUAAGAUUGUACCCUCCUCCGCCUUCAAACAGUGUUGUGUUGUCCAAUGUGAGAAAUGGCUUGUAUUCUUUUUGUAAAGGUGCAAAUGAUGUUUCCGAUGUAAUGUUGCAAUUUGUUUUUUGA
Messenger RNA from Rubroshorea leprosula, 1342 nucleotides. The record is from the annotation of a GenBank genome assembly. NCBI's taxonomy places the organism in Eukaryota, Viridiplantae, Streptophyta, Magnoliopsida, Malvales, Dipterocarpaceae.